AUGGAAAGUCUUUCAGAACUUGUUUGUCUCAUUGUUGAUAAGCAUUGCCUGAAGAAGUUUGCAGAGAUCCAAUAUGACGCGAGGGACUGCGCACCUGUUGUCGUCUUACGAAAACACUGGGACAUCAAUGAAUUCAGGGAUGCGCACCGCCCAGAGUGGGCGGAUGGAGAGAUCCAUAAGGAGAUCGACGAGUGUGAAGAUCCAGAGGAUGUGUUUAUACCAGAUGAGAAGGAUUUGAUUUUCUUCGAGGAGGUUGAAGGGUCAAGAGCCCCUAUUCUAGGGUGGAUGUACGCGGAAAUUGGGUACAUGGCAGACUUGUACAAUGGCCUUCUUGCACACCCUAUUAAGGCAGAGGCUUGGUAUUAA
Messenger RNA from Penicillium taxi, 366 nucleotides. RefSeq lists its product as uncharacterized. The transcript is spliced from 2 exons. The record is from RefSeq and is a predicted model, not a curated record. NCBI's taxonomy places the organism in Eukaryota, Fungi, Ascomycota, Eurotiomycetes, Eurotiales, Aspergillaceae. The coding region runs from base 1 to 366 and encodes 121 amino acids.